Anopheles stephensi (Asian malaria mosquito) is the source of this 4547-nucleotide messenger RNA. It is a transcript of the gene Cp190, whose product is annotated as centrosome-associated zinc finger protein CP190. Gene Ontology annotation, cellular component: nucleus. The transcript is spliced from 3 exons. Bases 231 to 3938 code for a protein of 1235 amino acids. Gene Ontology annotation, molecular function: protein binding; RNA polymerase II cis-regulatory region sequence-specific DNA binding; DNA-binding transcription factor activity, RNA polymerase II-specific. NCBI's taxonomy places the organism in Eukaryota, Metazoa, Arthropoda, Insecta, Diptera, Culicidae. Gene Ontology annotation, biological process: regulation of transcription by RNA polymerase II. The record is from RefSeq and is a predicted model, not a curated record.
UGAAAGCUUUCAUCCCGUAAGCAGCGUCAGGCCGCCAUAUUGGUUUGCAGCAAAUUUCGUUCGUUUUUAAGUCAACUUUUGUGCGAGUUCUCGAAACAAAGCACAGUUUUGAUUUGGUGAAGUGCUGGCAGAGCUGAAAAAAGCAGUUAAAAAGGACGCGCAGUGAGCACAGUGCAUGUGACUGAUGUAAUUAAAGUAUCCGGCACCGCCUAUACACACACACAGUACAAAUGAGCAAGAUGACGCGUUACGCGGAAGCCAAGUCGGUGAAGGUGGACAACUGGGGUGUGUUUUUCCUGCAGAAGCUGCAAAACUUCUUCAACAAAACCGACCACUGCGAUCUGACGCUACAGUUCAACGACAACUCGCAGCUGAAGGUGCACCGGCUAGUGCUGUCCGCCUGUACGGACUACUUUAACCAUCUGGAAAACGUGUGCGAGAUGUACGACGACGUACUGAUCAUGCCGAUGGAUCUGCAGGCCGACGUGAUCGUGCCGAUUGUGAACUUUAUGUACACCGGCACGCUCGAGUUCCAGUACAAUAUGUACGACCGGCUGCUGAAAACGGCCACCGACAUGAACAUGACCGUGCUGCUGAAGCUGCUCGAGGCCCAUCGGCAAACGUCGUCGCGAAUUGUGAAGCAACCGGUGCUGUUGAACAAGCAAGCGCCACGUCCUCGCGGUGCUCCAGUGUACCAAGGCGCUGGGCCGCGCGUUAUGCCCGCACAGAGAGGUGCGAACGUGGGACCGAGACCGCGCUUACCGGUGGCACGCCAACCGAUGCAUAUGUACGGCCACAAAGGGGCCGGUCACAGCACAGCAAAGGACGUCAAGCCAGGUCCAUCGCGGUUCGAUGACGGUGAGAUGGGCGAAGGUUUCGAGGGAUCGUUCGAUGGCAUUACGUACGAAACCAAGCCACUGCUAACAGCCGACCAGGUGAAAAAGGAAGAAGAGACAUCGCCGUUCGAAAAGCUGCGCAAAGGCUACACCAACGCGAACGUGGUGAAGCGAUCGUCCAGCGGCUCGCUCACAUCUCCGCCGGCCAAGAAGCCGAACCUGGAUGAAGUGAAAGAAUUCACCGAAGCGGCCCGCAUGCGAAGCCAGCUAGCGACGGCGAAUGAUGAUGAUUCGCCCGACUACGUGGAUGACGAUACCCACUUUAACGACGACGAUGAUGAGGAUUAUCAGCCACCGGCUUCGGUAAAAGCCGCUUUGGCAAAGUCCGCCAGUCACCACGCGGGAACGGUCAAGCACGGUACCAUCAAGCAGGAAUCGAAAUCACCCGGCUCGGGUGGCAAUUCGAGCGCGAUGAAACAGAUCACAGUGAAGGACGAUUCCGGUAGCGUCGAUCAUGCGAAGAUCAUAUCGGAGGUGCUGAAGAAAUACCCCCAUCUGGUGAAGAAGAACAAAAACAUCAAGCUAAAGAUCAUGCAGAAACCGUCGCCGAACAAUGCGAACGCAACCAACGCCAGCAGCGCCUCGUCCAGUGCAGCAGCGACACCGAAGAUGGAAGUUCGUACCGCAACGCCUUUAAAGCAGGACCUCUCGAUGGUGCGCCGCGCGACCGCAAACAUACGCAGCGAAACAGCGAAACCGUCAGCCGGGUCCACGACGUCCACCGGUAAACCGACCACCGGCACAACCAAAACGAUCGACGCGAAAACGAUGCACGCGCUGAUCGCGAAGGGUGCGGAAAACACUACCGGCCCUUGGUUGUGUUUGCGGUGCGGCAUCAACGGACGUCCGAUCAGCAUUCCGAGCUACAAAGCGUUCUACAACCAUUUGAUCCACAAGCACAAGGAGCGCAUCGAUGUGCGCAUCUGCGAGCACUGCGGGUUCAAGGCGCAGCAGCGCAAUCCGCACCUGAUCUACCACUGGUUCACCGAGCACAAGGUGAAGCCCACGAUCAAGUUCCCGCGGUGCGACGAGUGCGAUCACGUCGCAAUGACGGCGGACGAUUUGCAGAAGCACGAGGAGGAGGCGCAUUCCCGGGGCGACCUGCAGCAGUGCAUCUACUGCAACAAGGUGUUUGCGAAGGAGAUGGAGCUGUACGAUCACAUGAAGGAGCAGCACAAGGCGCGUGCUAUCGCGGACGGUGUGCUGGAGUUUACGGACGAUGAAGACUACCAAUCGCAGGAGGAGGAAGUAUCGUCCCCACAGGCGGGCAAAACGUACUCCGCCCAAGGGGCUAGCGGAGAAGGUAAGAUCAAAAUCCUGUCCAACAUUACGCUGCCUCCGGCGAAGGGAUCGAGCUCGGCGGCGGCUGGUGGUUCGGUGCGUCACAUCACGCUCGAACCAUCGUCCGAAGCGGAAGCACUGAGCAAUGUGGCGUCCGGCAUCGCCACCAGUCUGACGCUUGUCGGUGACAAUGGGGUCGUGAUCGACGACCCCAACUAUCAGAAUCAGUUCAUCGAAGCGGAGCUGGCGAGCGUGCAUGGGGAGAAUGCGAGCACGGGCACGGAAACAACCAUCCCGAAGCUGGUGACUGCCGAUGGGACCGAGCUGCAGCUGACUCAAUCGCAGAAGGAUGAAAUAAUUUCUCAGCUACAAAACACUGGCGGUGGCAACGACGUGGUGAUGGUGUUGAACGAGGACAACUUUUCGGUCGGAUCCACGAUACAGCUAGACGAAGGGGUGCAGAUCGUAGACACGUCCUCGCAAAACAUUAUGGUAAUGUACAGCCAGCCGGAGGGUGGCGAAUCGGAACAUAACGAUAGCCAAAAGUCCGACGCGAAGGUGGCCGCCGCCGAUGUGACGACGGCUUCGGAAGACGACAAUUCGCAAGCAUCCGUCUCGCUGUCCGAGGACAAGGCAGCAUCGUCGAUCGCGGACAAGCAACCGUCGCUUGAGGGUGGCGAUGAGAGCCAGGAAUCGCGCCGUACGGACGCGUCCGACAAGCCGGAAGCCGAAGACGAAGGCAACACCACCAUGGACGAUGACGUGGACAUGUCCGGUGGCGAUGUAACGUCGGAAACGAACGAAACGUUGCAGCAAGCUGUCAAGGACGAGCUGAUGGAUCUGGAGGACGAGUUGCGGGCCCCCGACACGUCGGCCGACGGAACGAAGGAGGACGAGCUGAACGAUUCGGAAGAUCGGCAGCAAUCGGACAAGCUGAAGCUGAUUUCCGAGCUGGAAGGCGAUUGGUCGGAGGAUACGGCGGAAGAACAACCCGGCACACCGGCUGUCGCGGACGUUUCGGAGAAGCCUGCCACGAAAAAGGUGACAGCAACGGCAACGGUUGAUAAGAAAGCAACCGCAUCAACUCCUGCCGCCAAAACAGCGUCAAAGCCGACCGGCGGAGAGAAAAAGCCCGUAGCGGAAGCGGUGGCGACAGGGAAGAAGAGGCCUCUGGGUGAAGCGCCAGCAGCAGCAGCAGCAGCACCCCCUUCCAAGGAGCGUAAAAAGUCAGGAGGCGAGGAGAAACUUUCCGAGAAGGAAAUCGAUAAGCUGCUCGAUGAUUGGAACAACGAGGCAAAGCUGGACGAGCUCACAGAGGAAGCGGAUCUCGAGAAGGAAAUAGCAAAAGUGACCGGUGUGAAGGCUGCUGAGACCGGCGAGAGUGAUAGUAAAAAGCCGAACGAGGUGAAAAAGGACACUGCGGCUGCGGAUGCGACGAAACACGACAAACCGGACACAACGGACGCGGACGCAGACAAGCCAACGGCGGAGGAAGAGGAGCAGGAGGAGGAUGUGGAGGAAGAGGAAACGGUUACACCUGCGGAAGAAGGAAAGGAAAGCUUCUCGGUGAAAGGGAAGAAAAAUGGUACGGCCUCCGCCACUGAGACCAGCCGGAGCAAGCUGGAGGACACCAGUGAACUGGACGAAGAGCAGGAAGAGGACGACGAUGAUGGUGACGAAGAGGAUAAGGACAAAGCGAACGCUAAGUCGAAGGAGGUUAGCUCACUGUUGGGCGAGUGGGAUGAGGACGAUGAUCUGUGAAGGGAUCAAAGUUGACCACACAUGUAGUAGCUUACAAAGUUUUACAUUUACAUUACGUAGUCAGUUUUUACACCUGCCCGGGUCCGUAGGAAAUGGUCGCCAAGCCAGGGGCGUGAGAUUUUGAGGGGAUUAAUUAAUUAUAUUUUUGAUACUUUUUUGUUUGUACGCAAACGAUCUUGCUUUUGAGUAAACCCGAGGUAAGGUAGUUAUAAAGGUAAUAAGCUAUGUUUACACGCUACAUCCUAUAUCGAAAGGUUUUGAUAUGUUUCACUAGUUGGGGAAAAUUGUGUAUGUAAAAGUCUGAGUCUGAUUGAAGCCAGCUAGUAUUUUAUAUGAUUUUCCAUUCAUUCGUCAUUAAGUGCCGUGUGUGUGUGUAUUUUAAAACAAUUGUAAACAGCAUAAGCGAACCAUGCCUUCAUGCGGCAUGCAAUUCUAACUACAACAGUCACGGAACUGGCCGGUGUUCGAGUAAUAGAUUUACUGCGUUCUAAUUGCUUAGAUAUGAAAAUGGAUAGUGGGAAACAACGUUUAAGUUAUAAGCUACAUUGUAAUCUUAUGUCCUUAGGUGCAAAAGCUGCAAUAAAUACAACUAUUUGAAGUAUAACGUGA